AAAGACAGUCAGUCUGAUGUGAUUGAGACAAGGGAGGUUUUUCAGGGGGAGACUGGGAGAUAGGGGCCUCCCCUCCCCCUUCUCCUCUUCCUGCGCCGGCCUCAACCCCUCCCCAGACCCCUCCCGACGGGCGCCCCACGCGGAAGACACCCCUCCCCCUCCCGCUUUCCCCUCCUCCCUACCUCAGACCUCAGCCCUUCUUACCGGGACGUUGGGGAGGGGGCUGUGCCGGGCGGAGAGAACUCAGCAAGCAUUCUGAGAAUGAUGAAUAACACUGAUCAUCUCUAGCAAGGACAUUGCUUCCCCUCAUGUAAAGCAUGCUCAGUUCCUUCCCAGUGGUUUUGCUGGAAACCAUGUCUCACUAUACAGAUGAACCCAGAUUUACCAUAGAGCAGAUAGAUCUGCUCCAGCGCCUCCGGCGUACUGGAAUGACUAAACAUGAAAUUCUCCAUGCCUUGGAAACUCUGGACCGCCUUGAUCAAGAACAUAGCGACAAGUUUGGAAGAAGGUCCAGCUAUGGAGGAAGUUCAUAUGGGAAUAGUACCAACAAUGUUCCAGCAUCUUCCUCUACAGCUACAGCUUCCACGCAGACCCAGCAUUCGGGCAUGUCCCCGUCACCUAGCAAUAGUUACGACACCUCCCCACAGCCUUGUACUACCAAUCAGAACGGGAGGGAGAAUAACGAGCGAUUAUCCACGUCCAAUGGGAAGAUGUCACCAACUCGCUACCAUGCCAACAGCAUGGGUCAGAGGUCAUACAGUUUUGAAGCCUCAGAAGAGGACCUAGAUGUAGAUGAUAAAGUGGAGGAAUUAAUGAGGAGGGACAGCAGUGUGAUAAAAGAGGAAAUCAAAGCCUUUCUUGCCAAUCGGAGGAUUUCCCAAGCAGUUGUUGCACAGGUAACAGGUAUCAGCCAGAGCCGGAUCUCUCACUGGUUAUUGCAGCAGGGGUCAGACCUGAGUGAACAGAAGAAAAGAGCAUUUUACCGAUGGUAUCAGCUUGAAAAGACAAACCCUGGGGCUACGCUAAGUAUGAGACCAGCACCCAUUCCAAUAGAGGACCCGGAGUGGAGACAAACGCCUCCCCCAGUCUCAGCCACGUCUGGCACCUUCCGACUACGGCGAGGCAGUCGAUUUACCUGGAGAAAGGAGUGUCUGGCUGUCAUGGAAAGUUACUUCAAUGAGAAUCAAUACCCAGAUGAAGCAAAGAGAGAAGAAAUUGCAAAUGCUUGCAACGCAGUGAUACAGAAGCCAGGCAAAAAACUGUCAGAUCUGGAACGAGUUACCUCCCUGAAAGUAUAUAAUUGGUUUGCUAACAGGCGGAAGGAGAUCAAGAGAAGAGCCAAUAUCGAAGCAGCAAUCCUGGAGAGUCAUGGGAUAGAUGUACAGAGUCCGGGAGGCCACUCCAACAGUGAUGACGUGGACGGGAAUGACUACUCGGAGCAGGAUACUUGGCAAGUACGCAAUGGGGAGGAGGAGGAGGGAAGAAGUUCAGAGGGAGGCAGAGAAGCAGAGAAGGAUGACAGCACUAGCCACAGUGACCACCAAGACCCCAUCUCGUUAGCUGUGGAAAUGGCAGCAGUCAACCACACUAUCUUGGCACUGGCCCGACAAGGAGCCAACGAAAUUAAGACAGAGGCCCUGGAUGACGACUGACGAGGGAGGGCUGAACGCGAGAAGUUAACUUAGUUUAGACGUAGCACCUUAGCAGACUUUCCUCGGUCCUUAACAUGUGUUCUUACAGUAUAACUUGCAGUUUCUUGUAUGUCAGUUAGCCCUUAGGGUCUUGUUCUGUGAAGAUGGCAUGGUGCCCUCAGCCUUUACAUAUACUCUCUCAGUAUUAAUUCCCAGUAACUAAUAACCAACCAACCAACCAAACAUCCCUCUCCCAGCCCCUGAGGCUAGAAAAUCUUGCUGCUCUGUCUUAGCAUUCCAAGAAAGUGCUUCCAGGUAUUUAGCUAGCCCUCAGUUCUCAAAUAGUAGGCUCCGUGUAAAUCCUUGGGUACCUUUAGAUUCCUGUAACACUAGUCUCUACCCCUCUUCCUUCCCCUAGACUGGUAGGAUGCAAGCUGAGGUAGUGUGGCCAGGAUUGACAGACACCAUUUGGGGAGUGUCCGCAGAGUAAAAGGAACACUAGAAACCCGCCCCGCCCCGCCCCCCCCAGUCCCCCCAACGUGGGAAUAAUUGAUUUCCAGCUGCAAUAAGCCGUGCCUCAUAAUAGUCACACCGUGGCUAGAUUAUACUUCUUUGGGUGCUGUGCUAAGAAUGUCAGUGGAAAAACUCGAUCUCAGAUUUCAGUUGAUGUUAACAUGCCCGACAUAGACAGACAUCCUUUCCUCUCACAAGCUGUGUGACUGAGUAGAGAAAAUACUGCCUUCUGCCUUUGGGACCAUGAUUAAACAGAAAAAUGACAAAAAAAAAAAGUUUAAAAAAAACCCCACAAAACACAGCUUGAGAGCAUUGGGAAAAACCAUGAGCCGAAUGUGUAAUAAUGGUGGAUGUUGUUAGAACCACUGUACAGUGCGUGGCACAGGUGCGUGCCCGCCUGGAAAGGUGCCGGAAGUCACCGCGGAAGUGGCUCUGCCUCCUGUCUGUGUCCCCUUUCCUUGCUACCAAAAAACAGGUGAUUCGAGGAUGGAGCUAAGGCCAAAAGUGAGUAAACGAACUUCCAGUCCCUGUAGCCAUUAAACUGAAGCCCCCUCAACAUGGGAGGUUGGUAGAGGACUCUGUAGUGGGAUUAUGCCUACUGACUGUCACAAGCGCAAAUGCUUUCCUAAAUAGGAGCAGAAAAAAGCAGGGGACGUUUGCCACUUCUGCGGCAGGUCUGCAAGAUGUGACUUGCUUUGCUGUUCUCUUUACUCUGUCCUUGUAGAGGUGUGAAAAGCUAUAUUGCUACAGGCAAUUUAUUUAAUAAUUGGAAGCCAUAUUGAUAAUGGAUGUGGUAAUAUUUGUAAAGUUUAAUCUACUUUAAGCAGCAGUAACUAAUGGAAUUUUUUUCCUUGAUCACAUAUGUAGCACUUUUGUUACUUUUUAAAGAUAUUUAUAUUUGAUAAAUCUUUUUUUCAUUUUGAGAACUCAAAAUACCAAACAGUGAACUUGCGUUAGAAAAGUCACCCUGUGAUCACCUUGUCAUCCAGUAGCGAAAUGAUGAACUGCUCAUGCAUCCAAGAAUAUUACAUCUGCUGGCCUCGUAUGAAAAUGGUCUCUGGGCAUCUUGAUUAAAGGACACGGUGUCACGGUGCGUAAGAGGAACCGCCUCCAGUGUAGGGUGCGUCUGAAAGAGGCACGACUGCUCUCUAUUUCCUGCCUUGCUCCACCUCUGUGUGCGACAAAACCUUGUUUAAAGGGGAAUAUGGAGAGGGCUGGCUCUUAAGCAAGGUUUCGUCUGUCCAUCACCUGAAAAUGAUUUGUAAGAUUGAAGGAGGGGGCUAUCUCCUGACCUCUUCACCCUUCCUCACCCACCAAAUGUUUUCAACUUAAAACCAUUGAGAGAGAGAAUGACUGGCCUUCCUGUUUUCCCUUCCUCAUCAGUGAGAUUCUGAAUAUCCGCCAUCUUCUAGCUGGUCUCGCUCCACCUAAGGCACCUGCUGAUGCGCUCGCCUCCGCGUCUGUCCA
Messenger RNA from Budorcas taxicolor (takin), 3611 nucleotides. RefSeq names its product homeobox containing 1 (gene HMBOX1). Gene Ontology annotation, cellular component: nucleus. The coding region runs from base 318 to 1652 and encodes 444 amino acids. The transcript has 11 exons. Gene Ontology annotation, molecular function: double-stranded telomeric DNA binding. Gene Ontology annotation, biological process: positive regulation of DNA-templated transcription. NCBI's taxonomy places the organism in Eukaryota, Metazoa, Chordata, Mammalia, Artiodactyla, Bovidae. The record is from RefSeq and is a predicted model, not a curated record.